Messenger RNA from Mercenaria mercenaria, 6269 nucleotides. Its product is annotated as nucleolar and spindle-associated protein 1-like. The record is from RefSeq and is a predicted model, not a curated record. Lineage: Eukaryota; Metazoa; Mollusca; Bivalvia; Venerida; Veneridae. Gene Ontology annotation, cellular component: mitotic spindle; microtubule; nucleolus. Gene Ontology annotation, biological process: establishment of mitotic spindle localization; mitotic cytokinesis; mitotic chromosome condensation. Gene Ontology annotation, molecular function: microtubule binding. The transcript is spliced from 9 exons. Bases 82 to 1710 code for a protein of 542 amino acids.
GUCUUCGGAGCGAGUUUUGAAAGCACCCGGAAGUUGACAGUGCUGGUCUCGCGCGAUUUUAAAAAGAACUAUUUUUCUAAAAUGCAGAACUUUGCAAAACUUAAAUACGCAGAACUGCGUAAGUUAGCCAAGAAAGCUGGUAUUAAAGCGAAUUUGAAGCAUGAGAAGCUAGUUGCAGAAUUGACUAAGUUCUAUGAGAAACAUGGAGCAGAGGAAAGUGAAAAACCAAUGGUUCAGGCCAAGGUCUUACCAAAGACACCAACAUUGGUUACAAAACCGAAAACACCAGUGUCUGCGCAGAAUUCCAGGACACCAAUACUGGUUGCAAAGCGACAGACUCCAUCAUCAAAACCCAAGACACCAACUCAAGUAGAGAGGGUAACACCUAACCAGCAAGGAAAACCAAUGACUCCUGGAUCUGCAAAACCUGUGUCCAGGUGGGAGAAACGUGUAUUUUCCCCAGCCAUAGCAGUCAGACCAGCCACUCCGGUUCACAAAUCUGCCACACCCACAAUCAAACCUGCCACACCUCAGACCAGACCUACACUUGCCAGUAGUAGACCUGCCUCUUCUCCUAAAGUAGCUGGCAAAAGGAAGCAAACAGACACACCUGAAGUAAGCCAACCAGCAAAGAAGCGAAGAAGUACAUUUGAAAAAGUAGCAACACCAGAUCUGAAGUCACCCAAAAUUGGUGAAAACAAUACCAAAAAUCGUAGGAGUACCUUUGAGAAAGUCCCCACACCAAAUCUAAAGACACCUGAAAUUGAGAGCCCAAUGCGUAGAAGAUCUGGGCGACAGAGUGCAGGCUCGAGCCAGUCAGUAACAGAGAUGUUAGGAGCGAUGAAUGGUGAUAUGAAUGAUGAGGAAAUGAAACAGAGUCUGUUGUCAGUUCUCGAUAAAAAUGUUCAAGAUAAAGCGAAAGCAGCUCCAGCACCUGGAAGCACAAGUAUACCAAGGUUUGCAGCAUUUGUGAAGAAACGCCAGGAGGCUAAACCUAUCACACCAGGAAACAAAGACUGGGAUAAGAUUCACAAAAAGAAUUUUGACAAGUUUGAUUCCAUUGAUGUAUAUCUGAACAAGAAACGAAAGAGGGCCGAGGAGAUGACGGCAUCAGUGAAGAAGGCCAAGACAUUGCUGAGUGAGGUUCGCACAGCUGUAGAUAAAUUGAAAUCUCACAAAACGCCCGAUACUAAUGAAAAUAAAUUUGUAAAACCGAGAGUAUCAAAUGCCAACAAGACAACACCGUUCAAGCCCACAGUGGUGAACACUAGUAAAAUGAACUUAAACUUUGGAACAAAGAAAUCGCCAAAAACCUUGCCAAGGAAUCCAACUAAACCUGUUGUCUCCUCCACAGUGAAGAGUACUCAGCCAGCAGCCAGGAAAUCCACAGGUUCAGUUGCACAACGCAAAUCAUUGACCACACCGUUUAAAUUUACUGCUGUAAAUCCAUCCACACUGAACCACACCAUUGCUUCAACGAAGAAACCGGCAUUCGACUUGAAGGCCAGUCUUGCAAGGCCUAUAACAUGGAAGCCCCACAAAGGAAAACUGAAACCAGUAGAUAGUACCACCAAGAGUCCAGUUUAUAGUAAGGCUGUCAGUGCUGCCAAAAUAAAGAAAGACAGAGAAGUGACACGGACAAAUGUAGCAAAGAGACGAGCAGAUAAGAAACACAACGCACAGAUGGCCAGAAGAGGGAUAAAAAUAUGAAAAAUUAACAUUGUUGUAACAAAAUGAAACCAUACUUGUCACUUGUUUACCAGUGUUCCUAUGAAAGAAAUACUAAUUCUGAAGUAGUAUGUUUUCUAGUGCCAAGUAGAAUCUAUCAUAUAGAUAACUUUGAGAUGGAACAGUAUUUCAACAGUCCUACACAAAUAAUAGACUGCCAGUGCCAUAUUGGAAAGUUUAGUAUCAGCCUUCGAUACAAUGCACUUUUCUUGUUGAGAAAAAAAAUCAACUUAAAUGUGUUAAAGCAAUCACAAAUAGCAUAAUUGUUCAUAUGGAAAUCUUGCCAUUGACAAAUUUUUAAUACAUUUUUUGAAGCAUUUUGUGUAUAUCUUUAUAUAGUUGAAUGUCAUUCAAUUCAGAUAUUAAGGUGUAAUUCUUUUAUUAUUCUUCAAUAAUUUUUAGCUUCCCCAAUAAAGACAAAUAAAGUUUGAAGGAAGCCAUUGAUGAUUUCCUGCACCUUGUUAGUAUAAAUAGUUCUACAGCUUGUACUGUUUUUACAAACGUUAUUUUUGAGCAACAGUUGGACUCAUAUUCGAUAGGAUUUCACAGUAGCAAACAGCUGAUGUAAUUCUGUUUUUCAAAUUUGCCAGACAUUGAUUAUGUCCAGUUUUCAUAAUGUUUGAAUUGUCUCUACCAUAAUUAAAGUUGUAAAAUUGGCACUAUGUUAAUUUUGAUGGUAUGUUGUGUAUAUAUGUAUAUAUCCAUGGUGCUGUAUGUCUUACUUUUACCUGUACAUCUUUCUAUCAUCUAUUCCUAUAUCAUCUGUUUCUAAUAUCAUCUGUACAUAGGCAUUUCAUCAAAAUUUAAUUCAUUAGUUUUUAUUUUUCUUCUUUUUUUAUUGUUUUAUGCAUGUUUUAUUCGAAAUGUGCGCCAGUUUUGGUUUGGUUCGAGUUAAGUUUUUGUAAUACAUAAAAAAUAGCGGCAAGUCGUUCACAAUGUCAUUUUCAUUGCUGACUGUAUUUUAUGUCAAGAUUGUUCAACUUGCAAGAAUCCAUAUUUGUAAUUUUGAUUUAUAGAUUUGUACACUUUGUCAGUCAUGCCUUCAUUUGAAUACUGCUUAGAUAAAAGCAUCAAGACAUAAUAUGUAUAUAGUCAAUAUAAAUUAACAGUCAUUUUGGCUUUAUACUUAAUACCAGUGAUACACACUAAGGUGAAUCAGUUAGUAUUUAUAUUUCAGGUAGUAUUUAUAUUACUUCAGUACUCCAGUGAAUCUUAGUCAAACUUGUGAUUACCAUGUUUUGAGCACUUUGGGUAAAUGAUAAAAGCUUUUAUUGCCAACCAUUUUAACUUAGGAUAAGGCCUGCCCUGUGUUCUAGAACUUUUUUGGUUUUCAUGGAUGUUAAAUUUUGUAGACACUUUACCAACUUGUCUUGUUUAUAGACAUAGAAUUGACUUAUAGCAAGGGAGAUGAUAGUAAGAAGUAAGAUUAACCACAAAUAGUAACAUUUAUUUCCCUUUACAUGGGAAAAAAAGACAGUUUAAAUGAAAAAUUUACUGGACAGCAUGAUCCAAGCUGUUUUGUGAAAUUCAUUCUAAGUGUGUGCUUUAAAAAGUCCUAACAGCUUUAAUAUUUGGUCUUGUAGCAGAUUCGUUUGAAACUAAUAUCGGAUUGUUUUUCAGGUAAUACAGCUUAAAUUUUUCUAUCAUGGUUGUCAAAGAUAAUUUUUCAGUGCAAGUAUAAAUUAGAUGAUCAUUGCCUAAGGAACGAUACAAAUAUAUGACCUGUUGUAUUAUUUUGUUAUAGAUUUGCAUUAACAACUAUAUUUGAAGGUCUAUGUCAGAUCAAAACUGGACGAUAUAGUUAAAAUAGUUAAAUUCUAUCCAGUGUGUUACUUUGUGUUGCCACGUCUUUCUUUGGUUUUGUUUUAACUAUAUAUUUAGAUGAAAUUCAUUGGAUAUGCAAGUUUGAAUGCCUUUGCCUAUCUUGGUUCUGCAACCAACUAACACAGAUGAGAAAUAAAUGAAAUCAGAAACUAAACACGGUAUUAAAACGUUCUUUUUGCUUCAGAUUGUUGAAAUAAUCUGAUAUUCAUCAAAUUCAAAUGUAAAAAUAGAAAUUAUAUUGAAAUAGAAAGAAAUACUUGGCUUUUUAUACGCCCAAAGGGACGUAUUAUGUUAUACCCCCGGUGUCCUUCCUUGCGUCUGUCCGUCUGUUAGCAAUUUCAUGUCCGCUCUGUAACUCUUGAACCCCUUGAAGGAUUUCAAAGAAACGACACAAAUGUUCUGGACGACAUGCAGAGUGCAUGUUCUUGAUGGCUCGCUUCAAGGUCAAGGUCACACUUAGGGGUCAAACGUCAUAUGUGUUCCAUGUCUGCUCUGUAGCUCUUGAAGGAUUGUAAAGAAACUUGUCACAAAUGUUCACCACACCGAGAGGACCUGCAGAGCACAUGUUCUGGAUGUCUCACUUUAAUGUCAAGGUCACACUUUGGGUCAAAGGUCAUCGCUCUGUAACUCUUGAACCUCUUGAAGGAUUUCGAAGAAACUUUACAUAAAUGUACACCACAUUGAGACGAUAUGCAGAGCUCAUGUUGAUGGCUAGUACAAGGUCAAGGUCACAUUUAGAAGUCAAAGGUCAUACCUUCGGGCGUAUACUGCUCCGCAUUGUGGUGCUCUUGUGUAAUAUUUUCAUAUUAAAGGUGUUGGGGGUAAUUACAAAAUUUUAAGAAGUCAAUAAAUUCUAGUAAUAAAGGAUCUAACUUUAUAUGAUGGGUCUUUUUUUAAAUAAAUCUGUUGAAGGAAUAUACAAAACAAAACUGAAAAAUGUUGUGGAAUAUUGCUUAAAUGUGAUAGAUCACCUUUAAUACUAGAAAUAUAAUAUUUUUGUCCAAAAGAUGAUUGUAGGUUGGAAAUUAUGUUACUACCUGUACAAAAUUGUGUUGCAAUACAGAACUUCUGAUUAAAUGUACACAUUUUUAUGAAACCGACUCUUGGAACAGAAAAUGCCCAAACCUUAAAACAGUAACUUCUCUCCACCAUAUAUUAAAUGGCAUCUCAAGUUAUUAUUGAAUCUGUUAGAUGCCACUAGAUCAAUUCUAGAAUAUGUUGCAUUUUAUUUUUAUCUAUUUUUUUUUUACAUGUGUUGCCUUUUUAUUUGCACAUUGUAUUCAGUCAGUAAAGUAAUUCAGUAGUCAGCCUAUUCAUUAGAUGCAGAAUUUGAGCCUUUCAGCUUGGUGCUGAAGUAAGGAGUCCUGGGCUUUUAUUGCCUUCUUGAUAGGUUUAAACUAUUCAGCUGCAUUUGUCAUUCAGUCAUGUUUACAUGGGUGAGUUAUCAGAUGGCUGUAAGCAAUGUAUGUCUUUCUAGGAAGAAACUCCAAUGAAAUAACUGCAACUGUAAUUCUGUGAAAUUGUUGAGUUAAGACCAGAAAAGAAAACAAAACAGUUCUACUUUUGCAAAAUUGUUUUUUACUCAUUUUCUCAUUUGGCUAAACUUUCCCAUUUCUGAUUUUAUUGUUGAGCCCGCUUGCGGUGAGCUCGAUAUAGUCGUCACCUUUGGUGGGUCGGUGUAUGUGCGUGCGUCCGUCCAUGCAUCCGAUUUUGUCCGGACCAUAACUUUGACAUGCAUGGACCAAUCUUGUUUAUAUUUGGCAUGAAUGUUUACCUCAAUGACAAGGAGUCUCAUGCACAAACCCCAUGUUCCUAUCUUAAAGGUGAAGGUCACAGUUGGAGGUCAAAGGUCAAAUUGAAGUUUGUCCAGAGCAUUUCUUCUUCAUGUAUGGUGGGAUUUUGAUGUAACUUGGCAUGAAUGUUCACCAUUAUGAGAUAUAAUGUCAUGCGCAAGAACCAGGUCCUUAGGUCUACGGUCAAGGUCACACUUAAGAGGCCAAAGGUGCUGGCGGGCUCGACAUUCUGCCCAUGGGGAUGCAGAAUGUAUUUCUGUUUUUCUGCAUGAUGGCCAAAUACCUUGUUUUCUAGUUUCGCUUUCGUUGGAAAACAUUGUCAUUGUUUGGCUUCCACUGUUUAUGGACAACUUUUCAUUACUUCAUGGUGAAGUAUAUUAAGCAUUUAGAUCAGUAUUGGCAUAAUUCAGAAGUUCUUCCUUUAAUUAUAAAGUAUUCCUGUGUCUUUUGGCCAUUACGAGUACAUGGCUUUUUAUACUAGCAGAGAAAUGCUUGGCUUAUACACGGAGAAUAUAAAUGGAAACAUCCAGCAGUCAUUUCAGGUCCAUUAUGCAUGUAUGCAGAGGGUUUAUAUUCAACAUUCUCAGUCUGAAAUUGACACAUUUAACUAAGAUCCAAAACAAAAGUUUUUUAACUUUAAUAGGUUUUUUUUUUUAGCAAAAACCUGACAAAAUCACAAACGUAGCAUAAUAGUCAUGUUUUAUAAAAAAAUUACCUGUUAUCAGAUUUAAAACUUGGAUCUAUAACAAAACAAGCAAUUUGAAAAUAGAUUUUUCUGAAUCUGAACAUAGUUGAAUACACACCCUUGCUUUGAUAUUGUGACCAGGAAACUAUUUUAUUUUUGUACUGUUGUGUUGGCUUUUUAUCAACUAUGUCAUACUGUUGUUUCAAAGCUUUAUAUUAGAGAUUAUAUCUGUAACCUCA